This is a messenger RNA of Sitodiplosis mosellana (orange wheat blossom midge), 1785 nucleotides long. Its product is annotated as serine protease 1-like. Gene Ontology annotation, molecular function: serine-type endopeptidase activity. The coding region runs from base 414 to 1334 and encodes 306 amino acids. NCBI's taxonomy places the organism in Eukaryota, Metazoa, Arthropoda, Insecta, Diptera, Cecidomyiidae. The transcript has 8 exons. The record is from RefSeq and is a predicted model, not a curated record. Gene Ontology annotation, biological process: proteolysis.
CUUAAAAAUGAAAUCCAUUUUCGUGUUGUUCACCAACUUUUGUGUUUUCACCUUUUUCAUUGCUCUACGUAAUGCACCGGUUUUCUUAAAGUAUUUUUGUAGUUUUCUCAAGUGAAGUUUGUUUUUUUCUUUUUUGAUUCGAGUUAGAGUUCUUAAUUAAUUUUAAAAAAACUGCCGACUUUUGUGAUGAAAAAUGUGUUGAGAAUAAAUUUCGAAUGAAGGAAAACAUAACAGAGAAUGAUUGAAAAAUGGGCUCAGAGCAAAUUUAUCAUCCAAAAAUAUUAAUCACAAUAACAAGGGAACAUUUUGAAGGACAUAUUGAUUUUGUAUUGCAAAAAUGCGAAGAAAAUCAAAGGAAACAUGAAAAAAGAAUUCGGAAUCGAUGAAGAUACAACUUGAAUAAUGCAAAAAACAUGGCUAACUCGAUUCGAAUUUACAUUUUAGUUGAUUCAGAGUUCCAUUUCGUGCAAUGUGCAGUGCCCCGUAGGCCACAGCCUGUGUAUGAAAGUGAAGGGAAUAUAACAGUUUCUCCACGAAUUGUUGGUGGAAUAACGGCCCAGGAAGGGGAUGUCCGUGGAAUUGUGUCGAUUCAAACAAUCAAAGGCAAUCACUGCUGUGGAGGAACAUGGAUCAGAUUUGGAAAUAGAUCGCAGAUUUUAACAGCUGCCCAUUGCAUCUUUGUUGAUGAUCAACUUAUUCCCGAAUCAUUCCUGCAUUUGCUGCAGAUAAUGGGUGACGAUUUAUCGAUUUCAAAAUCUUCGCCGGGUCCUCGUCGCCAAAUUGGAAAAGUCAGAAAGAUAGUUCCUCAUCCGCAAUAUAGUCCGGACACUUUACAUGAUGAUAUUGCCAUGAUAUUUCUGGACAAACCGUUCAAGGAGACAAGCACAUUUGGGUCAAUUCAAGUAGCGGAUGAAAAUGUUGUCGACAAUCAAACGUGUAGCAUAGCUGGUUGGGGUACUACGGCGAAAUCAAUUGAACUGUUGAUAGCGAAUGUGUCUGUGGUUCCGCGGGAAAUUUGCAAUGGAGCACACUCCCACGAUGGGAAAGUCGGUCCACAUGCAUUUUGCGCUGGAUCGAUGCACGGAGGCACUGACACAUGUCAGGGCGACAGCGGCGGUGGAAUAACGAGACAAAAUCGAUUGGUUGGAGUCGUUUCAUGGGGUCGUGGCUGUGGACGUAAGACUUUUCCCGGGAUAUAUACCAAUGCUUACGAAUACAGAGACUGGAUUGAAAAAACGAUACAACUAGAAAAUGUAUCACCACCGAUAACCCAAUCAACCGUUUUGAUGCUGGCAACCGUAUUUGCUGCGAUCUUCGCACGAUCGAUAUUUUAGUGACCAGUUUGAUACAUGACAUAAAUUCCAUUGUUUCGAAACAUUAUACGCCCAUUCCACACGAAAUCAAUCAAAAUUCACAUGGGUUCUCAGAAUUGGCUGAAACUUUGCACGAAUGUUGGGUUUGGCAAAAAACUCAGAACGCCAAAAUUUCAGCCCGGUAUCUAUUACUGGUGGGUCCGUACAGAUGGUCGAAAAAUCGAUUUUUUCGAAAAUGGAGUUUUUUUGCUCUGCUUGUAAAAAAUUUCAAUGAAAUUAUAAGUAAAUGAAAUUUUCACACAUUUUAGGGUUUGAAAAGCCCUUUCCAGCGCACAUUUGAUAUACACGUCAAAAACCCAUUUGGACCGAUUUUUGGGCUAAAAUAGCUUCAGGCUAACAAAAUAAAAAUUACCCCCAUCAAAAGUGUCGAUUUUUAUGUUUUUAUGUGAUUUGGCGUCGAAAAAUCUUCGAU